AUGUCUCUCCAAGGAAAAAUAAUCGCUAUUACGGGUGGCGCAAGUGGAAUCGGCCUCGCAACGGCGCAGCUAGCUGCUAGCCGCGGAGCCAUCGUCUGUAUCGGCGACGUUGACCCCGCCGCCCUGCAAAGCACCACAGCCCACCUCACGGCCCUUUUAGCCACCUUCACCGUAACAAAACUUGAUGUGUCGAAACGUUCCGAAGUGGAUGGGUGGAUUGAUACCAUAGUCGAGAAGUAUGGGAGGUUGGACGGGGCUGUAAAUUGCGCUGGGAUAGUCGGGAAACACCACGGAAUUAGGGCCAUCGCAGAACUGGAGGAUGAGGAAUGGAACAAGAUCAUUGCGGUUAAUUUGACGGGCAUGAUGUAUUGCUUGAGAGCCGAGUUGAGGAAGAUUUCCGAAGGGGGAUCAAUUGUUAACAUCACAUCAAUCCAAGGAGUCAUGGGAUUUGCUGGCAGCGGAGCUUAUGUUGCGAGCAAGCACGGGGUUAUAGGCCUCACAAGAUCGGCAGCCAAGGAGAGCGGUGAUCGCAAUGUGAGAGUAAAUGCGGUCGCUCCUGGGGCUAUUGAGACGCCUUUGCUGCAGAAGGCACGGGAGGCCAAUCCCAACGAGGGGAAGGAUAAUCCUACCGCCAUUAAACGAUCAGGGACUGCCGAAGAAAUGGCGAAUAUCAUUGUAUUCCUGUUAGGGCCUGAGAGUUCCUAUGUAACUGGCUCUGUAUACGGUGGGGACGGAGGAUGGGAUUGUUGA
Venustampulla echinocandica is the source of this 750-nucleotide messenger RNA. RefSeq names its product putative 3-oxoacyl-[acyl-carrier-protein] reductase. NCBI's taxonomy places the organism in Eukaryota, Fungi, Ascomycota, Leotiomycetes, Helotiales, Pleuroascaceae. The record is from RefSeq and is a predicted model, not a curated record. The transcript is spliced from 2 exons. Bases 1 to 750 code for a protein of 249 amino acids. Gene Ontology annotation, molecular function: oxidoreductase activity.